This is a messenger RNA of Aspergillus mulundensis, 1593 nucleotides long. RefSeq names its product aldehyde dehydrogenase family protein. The transcript has 3 exons. The record is from RefSeq and is a predicted model, not a curated record. The coding region runs from base 1 to 1593 and encodes 530 amino acids. Gene Ontology annotation, molecular function: aldehyde dehydrogenase (NAD+) activity. Gene Ontology annotation, biological process: aldehyde metabolic process. Gene Ontology annotation, cellular component: cytoplasm. Lineage: Eukaryota; Fungi; Ascomycota; Eurotiomycetes; Eurotiales; Aspergillaceae.
AUGGCCGAGUAUACCUCCGACGCGAACGUCGAGCUCGCCUACACCACCCUCCAGAACACCUUCAAAUCAGGCAAGACCAAGGAGAUUGCCUGGCGCAAAUGGCAGCUCAAGCAGAUCUGGUGGCUCGUCGACGACAACCAGACUCUUAUCCACGAUGCCUUAAAAAAGGAUCUCAACCGUCACCCCUUCGAAACGACCCUGGUCGAGUGCUCGAACGUGAAGGAAGAUCUAAUCAACCACCUCAAGAACAUCGACAACUGGACCGCCGACCAGAAACCCAAUGCCGGGAUGAUGGGUCUCCUGCUUCGACCGACCGUGCGUCCUGAGCCGCUGGGCGUUGCUCUCAUCAUCGGACCGUGGAACUUCCCCUUCUCGCUCAUGGUCCAGCCGCUCAUUGCUGCGAUUACCGCCGGCUGCGCGGCGAUGCUCAAGCCGUCCGAGGUCACGACUUCUGUCCAGCAGCUCUUCGUCGACCUUGUCCCGAAGUACCUCGACCCAAGCGCCGUCCGCGUCGUUACCGGCGGUCCAGCUGAAACAGGCCGUCUGCUUCAGCGCAAGUUCGACCAUAUCUUCUUCACCGGGUCCGCUCCUGUCGCGCGCCAUAUCGCUGCCGCGGCCGCGAAGCAUCUCACUCCGACUGUGUUCGAAUUGGGUGGACAGUGCCCGGCGAUUGUGACGAGUUCGGCAGAUAUUGACGCUGCGGCGAAGGAUAUUGCGUGGAUCAAAUACCUCAAUGCCGGUCAGAUCUGUCUCUCGGUUAACCAUGUCUUUGUUCAUGGUUCGGUUGAGAGGAGGCUCAUCGAGCGCAUGGCGUUUUGGCUUGAUCGGUUCAAUAAGGGGGAUCCGGACUCCAUGACGCAUAUCAUCAACGAUAGGAACUACACGCGGUUGAAGGAAAUGGCGGAGAAGACAAAGGGCAAGGUCGAGCUGGAUGGGACACCUGAUGCCAAAGCCCGCAGUUUGCCAGUGAGCGUCGUGAGCAACGUGGAGUUGACGGACCCCCUGCUCUCUGAGGAACUCUUUGGCACUAUUUGUCCUGUUAUCAAGGGUUCGACGGACGAUGCUAUCGAGUCGAUAAACAGCCUGCCUCGCCCUCUAGCGCUCUACAUCUUCAGUCAAGAUCAGACCGAGGUUGAGCAUAUUAUAUCCUCCACCAUCUCCGGCGGCGUCUGCGUCAACGGCGUCCUCGUCCAUGCAACGGUCCCUAAUGCCCCCUUUGGCGGCGUCGGUGAAUCCGGCCACGGCGCCUACCACGGCGACUACGGCUUCAAAGCCUUCACACACUACCGCACAAUCGCCCGUCCAACGCCCUUCUUCUUCAGAAUGAGCGACUGGAUGCGUCCACCCUACUCGGUCAACGACAUCAAGAAACUCUCCGUCCGGAACAGCGUCGGUAUCAAGAGGAACUGGAGUCUGGAGCAGGAAAGGGAAGCCGUCAAACGAGGUCUGCUCCUUGCAAGGCUCCUGAGAUACGCUAGGUUUCUGGCGUACUUUGUGCUUUUGCUCGGACUUGCUGAUGUUGGUUUAGAUCGGCGGAUGGGUGUACUUAGAGGUGUGAGGGAUCUUUUUGUUGAGGUUAGGUCGUUUCUUUAG